Molecule: messenger RNA, 2643 nt
Organism: Sinocyclocheilus grahami
Lineage: Eukaryota; Metazoa; Chordata; Actinopteri; Cypriniformes; Cyprinidae
Gene: spsb1
Product: splA/ryanodine receptor domain and SOCS box containing 1
Exons: 3
Coding region: 359-1180 (273 amino acids)
Biological process (GO): proteasome-mediated ubiquitin-dependent protein catabolic process
Cellular component (GO): SCF ubiquitin ligase complex
Molecular function (GO): protein binding
Source: RefSeq, a predicted model, not a curated record
AUUUGACCACGUGACUGGAGAGAUGGAGUCUGUCGCUGGAAGCAGCCAUCAUUUCACCCAAUACAAGCCUAUGCCAUAAAGACAGAGAGGAGAUAUAGGCAUGGAUUUGCACGGGAAUACCGACUGAAAGGAGCAUACUCGAUCCACUCCUUCGCCUAUGUUUUAUGGUUUCCGGUGAGCUUAACUAGCAGCUGCUUUGACCUGGUUUCCCAGCAACCACUGGCAUAAAAACAGCAGCCUUGGCCUCCUUAUUGGUGGAGGGGCAUAGGUGAAGGAGUGGACCCUGACUGCCCUCGAUCUGUUAUUUGCUUUGUUUUGUGACGAGGGGGAGUAAGGUGCUAAUAAGACCACCCAGAGCAUGGGGCAGAAGGUUCCGGGAGGCAUAAAGACUGUGGACAUGCGGGACCCGGCGUUUAGGCCUCUCAAGCUAGAGCUGCAGGCCCUAGACUACACCAAGCCCUCCCGCCUGGAUAUGUUGUUAGACAUGCCAUCAGCCUCACAGGAAGUCCAAGUUCAGCACUCGUGGAACAACGACGACCGGUCGCUAAACAUCUUUGUUAAAGAGGACAAUAAACUUAUAUUUCACCGGCACCCUGUAGCGCAGAGCACAGAUGCUAUCCGGGGCCGAGUGGGAUACACACGGGGACUACAUGUGUGGGAGAUCAGCUGGGCCAUGCGCCAGCGGGGCACCCAUGCAGUUGUUGGGGUGUCGAUGGGUGAAGCCCCGCUGCAUUCUGUAGGAUACACUGCACUUGUAGGAAACAAUAGCGAGUCCUGGGGCUGGGACCUGGGACGUAACAAACUCUAUCACGAUGGCAAGAACCAGCCCAGUAGGACGUAUCCAGCUUUUCUUGAGCCUGAUGAAACCUUUAUUGUCCCAGACUCGUUUUUGGUGGUCCUGGACAUGGAUGAGGGGACUUUAAGUUUUAUCGUCGAUGGACAGUAUUUAGGGGUUGCUUUCAGAGGACUCAAAGGAAAGAAGCUAUACCCUGUAGUGAGUGCUGUGUGGGGACACUGUGAAAUCCGAAUCCGGUACAUCAAUGGACUUGAUCCUGAACCUCUGCCAUUAAUGGACCUCUGUAGGCGCUCGGUGCGAGUCGCUUUGGGAAGAGAGCGACUGCGUGAAAUCAGUGGACUGCCCUUACCUGCUUCCCUUAAGAACUACUUGCUCUACCAAUGAUGAUAGUAGUGCCUUUACAACCAUUCAAGGCAUAGUGUCCGCCUCUGUUACUCUCUGGGAUUGAUCAGCUUUCUGGCAAGCCUGUUUCAUUACAUCUUCGUUUUGUUUUCGGUGCCAUUCUCGGUCACUGGGUAUGGUACCAACAAUAUUUUUUACAAAUCUCACUGAGGAUGUAUCAUGCUUGAUACUUUCAGGAUCAAGUGUGUUGUUGUUUUCUUGUUGCUUCGUUCGUAUACUGGAAAUCCAUCUGAAGGUUUUCGCCAGAAUCUAAUGGCAGAUACGAAAACAAGAACCCUCCUUCUCUCUAAUCACGGCUUAGUGAAACUUCAGCUAUUUGUCAAGGCCUUUUCCUUUUAUUUUUUUAAAUUUAUUUAUUUUUUAACUCCGUCCUCUUUUUUUAAAAAAAUGUUUUUUUUUAAAUGAGGUGUUGGCAUACAUUAAGCUUUCUUGUAUCAUGACAUUAACUUGAGGGUCCAUAUAGCGACUCUUUGCGGGCAAUGCAAAAUACAUUACCUUUUCAAGACCUUUAGGCUUAACAACCAGCAAGGUUUUAUGUUGAUAGACUUUUUUUUUUUUAAAUUUUUAUAUAUACGUUUUUCAAAUGUCCUUCCCAUUGCAGUCAGUAUAAUAAAGUAGCUGAGUCCGCUUCGGAUCCAUGGCCGCGGUUAGCAGGUUAGCAAGUUGACGACACCUAAGGGAAGGCGAUGUCUUCCCUUGCUUGCUCUUGGCAGGUUAAAAAUAGCCUGGUUUUAGCUGUAAAUCUGACCGUCUGGCCUGGAAAAACAGUCUUUGACGUCUGUGAGGGGGGGAGUUGAGAGGCUAGCAUUCAUGGAAACAACAACAGCUAGUGUGCUAUGCUAGCUUUUUUUAAUCACACAACGAGUCCCUCGCCUCUCUUCACACUGCAAUAUCUGAAGUGCCUGGCUCAUGAUAUUGGUAUAUUAAGAGAAAGCCAUGUUUUGUCCUUUUUAUAUUAAAUUAAAUAUUGCAUCACUGUGAAACUAUGUAGCAUACAUUAAUCAAUAAGAGGUUGCAUAGUGUGCUUUCUGUAAUGGCCCCUAAAAUCCUGUGAACACCCAUAUCUUACAAAUAAUUUUUGCCGGUUUUAUUCUUGAGGACUGUUUUUAACCUGUUGACGAUUUGUCGAGAAAAGCAGGGAUGGAAUAGUGACACUGCUGUGUGGUGCCUUGUCUAUGAGAUAACCAUGUCAAAAGUGACACACAGGCAAAUGUUGAUGUUUCUCUGCUCUGUUCUUUUAAAGUCUUGAUGCAGAGAACAUUGCCGAUUAUUGUUGAGUUUUUUUUCCUUUUUUCCCCCCCCAUUCUAGACUUUUAGAUGUGUAAACGUAGUUCAUGUUUGGCAGCCAUUUUGCUAAGCAUGAGGGGGAUAGUUUGGUUCCCUGUUUUUAAACCCUUUCUGCCUGCAGACCACCAUUCUCUUUGUAUUCAGUGAUGUAGAUAAUA